UUUUGUUUAUAAUGUCAUCGAUUUCCACAUGAUUUGCAUUGCAUUGCAAUUAAUGCCAAAUAGAGACACAUUUCACUCAUUCCGAUGACAACCACGUGUUGGUGACCCAUAUGUCCCACCAGACAGAGGUGGAGGUGCUGUCCGCCCACACCUCCGAGCUCACUACUGUGCCCUGCGUUCAGUUGAGUGUGAACAAUGUGACCCAUUGGUGGCCACAUGUCCUCCAGUCCAUCAACGCCUCCCAUUUCGUGGCCAUCGACCUCGAGUUGAGUGGUUUGGGAGCCAGAGAUCGACUCAAUGCUAAGAAAAUCGAUGAAAGAUAUGAAGGAGUGAUGUCUGCGGCCAAAAGCCGGUCCAUCGUAUCGGUUGGACUCGCAUUCUUCAGCUUCUCUGCCAAUGACUGCAACCAAACCAUAGUUAACAACAUCUGUGACACUAAGUACGGGACCAGUUGUGAGACAAAUGUCAACUCUGCGCCAUCGUUGAGUAACUGUAUCUCCGAUUGUGUGGAAGACAUGAACCGCUUUGAGAGACUACUCGACACACAACUCAUGGAUAAACUCGACGAUCAGACCAAUGGAUGCAAUGGAAGUGAUCUAAAUAGUGGUGACAAUGAGUGGAAGAUUAAUGCGGAAGUGUUUAACGCAUUGUGUCUUUGCGAUGAGGAGUAUGUGUGCGAACCCGAGACCAUGCGAUUCCUCGCCGGUCAUGGAUUUGACUUCAAUGGCCAGUGUCUGCACGGAUUG
Molecule: messenger RNA, 746 nt
Organism: Oppiella nova
Lineage: Eukaryota; Metazoa; Arthropoda; Arachnida; Sarcoptiformes; Oppiidae
Source: the annotation of a GenBank genome assembly